AUGACAAUAAAACUUCAUGGAAGCCCCUUCUCCACAGCCACCAUGCGAGCUACUGCUUCCCUGUACGAGAAGGAGGUUGAAUUUGAGUUUGUUCACGUUGACAUGAAAAAUGGUGAACACAAAAAGGAACCCUUCAUUUUGCUCAAUCCAUUUGGGCAAGUUCCAGCGUUUGAAGAUGGAGAUUUGAAGCUCUUUGAAUCAAGGGCAAUAACUCAAUAUAUUGUUCAUGAGUAUGCUGAAAAGGGGACCCAACUGAUAUGCAACGAGUCGAAGAAGAUGGCAAUGGUGAGAAUGUGGAUGGAAAUAGAGAGCCAAAAGUACGAUCAAGCAGCUUCAAAACUUGUAUGGGAGCUUGCAGUAAAGCCUAUGUAUGGGAUUCCAACAGAUCAAGCAGCUGUAGAAGAGACAGAAGGGAAACUAGGUAGUAUUCUUGAUUUCUACGAGAAAACACUGUCUCAAAACAAAUACUUGGCAGGUGAGUGCUUCACCUUGGCGGAUCUGCAUCACCUUCCCACCAUUCAUUACUUGAUGAACACACCGAGCAAGAAGUUGUUUGAAUCACGACCACAUGUUACUGCAUGGAUUGCUGAUAUUACUGCAAGACCAGCUUGGUCUAAGGUUCUUGCCAUGCAGCCAAAUCUAAGCAGUAAAUAG
Molecule: messenger RNA, 654 nt
Organism: Vigna unguiculata (cowpea)
Lineage: Eukaryota; Viridiplantae; Streptophyta; Magnoliopsida; Fabales; Fabaceae
Product: glutathione S-transferase-like
Biological process (GO): glutathione metabolic process
Cellular component (GO): cytoplasm
Molecular function (GO): glutathione transferase activity; glutathione binding
Source: RefSeq, a predicted model, not a curated record